Messenger RNA from Panicum hallii, 1244 nucleotides. RefSeq lists its product as uncharacterized. NCBI's taxonomy places the organism in Eukaryota, Viridiplantae, Streptophyta, Magnoliopsida, Poales, Poaceae. The coding region runs from base 443 to 961 and encodes 172 amino acids. The record is from RefSeq and is a predicted model, not a curated record. The transcript has a single exon.
GAAACCGUCACGCCGAUGACCGUACCGCCACCAGACAGAAAAACAAAAAGCGAUCAGAUCAAACCCCCAUGUGCCGCAAUUCGCUCCCCUCCCGGAAAAGAACAAAAACCGCUGCAGAUUCCGGGAACCUGCUGCGCGGACCAAUCCGAUCCACUGCCGCGGGGAGCAGAGUACUGAUCUCGUCAGGAACAAAAGCUAUCACCUCCCCUAAACGAUCUUUGCGGCGCCAACCGGGUGCGCAGCCUAUAUAAAGCGCGGGCAAGCCUCCCCGCACCUCAUCUCACUCCGGAGUCCAGAGUCCAGACUUCCUGAUCAGCCAGCCGCUUAAUUUGAUUUGAGCAACCAGCAGCUUAAUUUGAUUCCGCGAUCGAUCUCGGUCGGAGCUCUGCGAGCGCGCGUCGUGGGCCCACGUACGUUCAACGGAUAGCUGCUCUGAGAGAUCAUGGACGGCAAGCUGGGCGUGCACCACGGGCACCACCACCACGGCAUCUCCAAGCCGCCGGUGCACCACCACCACCACGGCGGCAAGCGGGGCGCCGGGAGGCACGCCGGCGGCGGCGGAGGAGGAGGGAGUAAGGGGAUCAAGGUGGUUUACAUCUCCAGCCCCAUGAAGCUCACCGCCAGCGCCGAGGAGUUCCGCGCCGUCGUGCAGGAGCUCACCGGCCGCGACUCCAACGUCGCCGACCACGACCUCGCCGGCACCUACUACGCGGGCGCGCCGUCGUCGUCGUCCUCGUCCUCGUCCUCGUCCUACGCAUCGUUCGGGCGCGUCUCCCCGACGGGGCCCGGCGCGGCGGGCGGCGGCGCGCGCGCUCUGUCGUCGCCGACGAUGGCCACGGGGGCGAGCGUCGGCGCGGGACGGGCGGCCGAGUAUGGCGCCGCGAUGGCCGCGCCGCCGCCGUUCCAGGGCAUGUACGAUCUAACUGCCGGGAGCUCGCUUUACGGCCAGGACUACUGGUAGUACACGAACGGGAUUUACUGUUCCCCCCUUCGCGAUUGAUUCCCCAUGCCAUGCCUAUGAAGUAUGAACAUAUCUCGAGCACGCGCCCGUAUAUAUAUCGUGUAUUUCCAUAAGCAGGCUUCAGCGUGCAUGCAUGCUUCUUGUUCUUGGGUUGCAUCGAUUGAUCGAUCGAGCAUCUUGUACUGGGUAUAUAUAAUAUAUGAGCGCUAUGUCAAUAGUAGCUAGAUGUAUCUCUACAUAUUUUGCCUUUUCAAAUUAGAUAUUUAAUUUCUUUGCUCUCCAA